AUGGUAACGGUGACGAUGACAGUAAUGAUAACGACCAUGGUCAUGGUAAUGAUGAUGGUAACAGUGACAGUUAUAGUUACUGUGACGGUAACAAUAACUGUAAUGGUAUCAGUGAUGGUAACAAUAACGGAAAUAGUAAUGGUAACGAUAAUGGUGGUGGUAAAAAUAACGGUAACAAUAACGGGUGACUGUAACUUUAAUGGUAACAAUAACGGUGAUGGUGAUCGUAAUAAUAAUAAUAAGGGUGAUGGUGAUGGUGACAGUGAUGAUGACAGUAAUCGUAAGAGUAACGAUAAUGGUGACGGUAACCGUAACAGUAACAAUAACGAUAACGGUGAUGAUCGUUAUAGUAACAGUGACGAUAAUGGUUACGGUUACGGUAAUGGUGAUGGUAACGGUCACAGUAACGGUGACGGUAACAAUAUCAGUAACGCUAAUGGUAACGGUCACGGUAAAGGUGAUGAUAACAAUAAUGGUUAUUGUAAUGGUAAUGGAGACAGUAACGAUGAUGAUAAAGGUAACGAGGACGGUAACGGUUACGGUGACGGUAACGGUAAUGGUGACCGUGACAGUAAUAAUAAUGGUGGUGGUGACGGUGGUGGUAAUAGUGACUACAAUGGUAAAGGUGACGACAACAGUUACGGUGACGUGGUAACGGUGACGGUAACGGUAACGAUGAUGACAAUGGUAACAGUAACGAUGAAAGUAAUGGUAGCAGUGACAGUAAUAGUAACGGUGACGGUAACAGCAACAAUGACGAUAACGGUGACAAUAACAGUAACAGUGAUCGUAACGGUGACUUUAACAGUUACGGAUAAUGGUAAUGAUAACAAUAACGGUAAUGGUGACGGUGAUAGUGACGGUUAUAGUAUCGGUAAUAGUCACAAUAAUGGUGAUGGUAACGUUGUCGGUAAUGAUAACGGUAAUGGUAACGGUGAUGGUGACGAUAAUGGUGACGGUAAGGGUGACAAUAAUUGUUAUGAUGAUGGUAAAGGUAAUGGUUAUGGUAACGAUGAUAGUAACCAUCACGGUCACAGUCACGGUAAUAGUGAUGGUAAUGGUGAUAGUAAUGGUGACGGUGACAAUAAUGAUGAUGCUAAUGGUGAUGGUGACGGUCACAAUGACGUUAACGAUGACGGUAAGGGUGACGGUGACGAUGACGGUAACUGUAACGGAAAGGGUGACGAUAAGGGUCAUGAUGAUGGUAAUAGUGAUGGUGAUGGUAAUGGUGACGAUUAUGUAGAAGGUCACAGUAACGGUGAUGGUAACGGUAACAAUAUCAGUAAUGGUGAUUGUAACGAUCAUAGUAAUGGUGACGGUAACAAUAUCAGUAAUGGUAAAAGUAAUGCUAACGGUCACAAUAAAGGUGACGAUAAUAGUAACGGUAAUUGUAACUGUAACGGAGAUGGUAAUGAUGACAGAAAUGGCGACAAUAAAUGUGACAAUGACGGUAACGGUAAUGGUGACCAUGACAGUAAUAAUAACGGUGGUGGUAAUAGUGACUAUAACGGUAAAGUUGACGGUAACGGUUAUGUUGACGGUAAGGGUAACGAUAAGGGUAAUGGUGACGAUGAUGGUGAAGGUGAUUGUAACGGUAACAGUAAGGGUGACGGUGAUGAGGAUGGUAACGGUAACGAUAUCAUGGAUGGUAAUGGUAAUGGUAACGGUGACGGUAACGGUAACGGUGACGGCAAUGGUAACAGUAAUAGUAAUCGUAACAGUAACAGUAAUAGUGACAAUAACAGUGACUGUAAUAAUAACGGUGAAGGUAAUGGCAGCAGUGACGGUAACAGUAACAGUGACGGUGAUUGUAACGAUAACAGUAAGGGUGACGGUGAUGAGGAUGGGGAUGGUAACGGUAACGGUAACGAUAUCAUGGAUGGUAAUGGUAAUGGUGAUGGUAACGGUAACGGUGACGGCAAUGGUAACAGUAAUAGUAAUCGUAACAGUAACAAUAACAGUGACAGUAACAAUGACGGUAACAAUAACGGUGAAGGUAAUGGCAGCAGUGACGGUAACAGUAAUGGUGACGGUAAUAGCAACAAUGACAAUAAUGGUGAUAGUAACGGUAACAGUGAUGGUAACGGUAAUGAUAACAAUGACGGUGACGAUGACUGUAACUGUAAUGGAAAGGGUGACGAUAAUGGUCAUGAUGAUGGUAACGGUGACGGUGAUGAUAACGGUGACGAUUACGUAGAAGGUCAUGGUAACAGUGAUGGUAACAGUUACGAUGACAGUAACGGUAACGACGAUGGUAAUUAUGACACUAAUGGCUAG
Vitis vinifera (wine grape) is the source of this 2277-nucleotide messenger RNA. RefSeq lists its product as uncharacterized. NCBI's taxonomy places the organism in Eukaryota, Viridiplantae, Streptophyta, Magnoliopsida, Vitales, Vitaceae. The record is from RefSeq and is a predicted model, not a curated record. The transcript has 6 exons. The coding region runs from base 1 to 2277 and encodes 758 amino acids.